Messenger RNA from Microthlaspi erraticum, 801 nucleotides. The record is from the annotation of a GenBank genome assembly. Lineage: Eukaryota; Viridiplantae; Streptophyta; Magnoliopsida; Brassicales; Brassicaceae.
AUGGAUGAUAGAGGAGGCUCGUUCGUAGCAGUCAGGCGGAUUUCGCAAGGUCUAGAGCGUGGAAGCGUUUACCAUUCUUCAUCUGCUGAGGUUGUGGCUGGAUCGGCAGCAUGGUUAGGCCGUGGACUUUCCUGUGUUUGUGCUCAGGGAAGAGAUGGUGACUCUCGUCCUUCAAUUGAUCUAACACCUGCUCAGGAGGAAUGCCUCCAGAGGCUGCAGAACCGCAUUGAUGUUGGCUAUGAUAGCUCAAUACCUCAGCAUCAGGAAGCCCUGAAGGAUCUUUGGAAACUUGCCUUUCCAGAAGAAGAGCUACACGGAAUUGUAUCUGAGCAGUGGAAGGAAAUGGGUUGGCAGGGAAAAGAUCCAUCAACAGAUUUUAGGGGUGGUGGUUUCAUAUCUCUUGAAAACUUGUUGUAUUUCGCUAGGAGUUUCCCGAAAUCCUUCCAGGACCUUCUGCGGAAGCAAGUUGGAGAUCGCUCGGUGUGGGAAUACCCCUUUGCUGUUGCUGGCAUCAAUAUAACAUUCAUGCUCAUCCAGAUGCUUGACCUUGAAGCAGUGAAACCACGAAGUAUUGUUGGGGAAACAUUUCUCAGAUUCCUUACUGUAAACGAAGCUGCGUUUGACAUUCUCUACUGCAUUGCCUUCAAGCUGAUGGAUCAGCAAUGGCUCUCCAUGCGUGCUUCAUACAUGGAAUUUAACACGGUGAUGAAAUCAACAAGGCGGCAACUAGAGAGAGAGAUUAUGGUUGAAGACAUAACAUGUCUUGAAGAUUUGCCAUCAUACAGUCUUCUCACUCAAUAG